AGACACGGUACACUAUGUUUUCUCCUGCGGGAUGAAAGAAGAGCUCCUACUGGGUCAGGCCAGGGGUCGAGGUUGGAGCAGUUUCCCGUGUCUCUUUUCACUGCAGCUGGCUGAGGAUUUUACAACCUAGAACGUGACAACAAGUGUUUGCGUUACCCCUGGGGACACUGGCAGAAGGAAGCUGACGAAGAGGAGGGAAAGUUGCUCAAAUAGGAGACCAAACAGUAACGAGCCAGAGAAGAGAAGCAGGACACGUCACAGCUUCAAUAACAGACAGUAAUCGCCAGACUUGCAGAGACUGGAGCAGAGGGAGCACAUUGGGGUUACACAGCCCAGCGUGUACAGCAGUACUAUGGGCAAGGAGGACAACGGAUAUGGGUCUCGGAGAGACGGCGAUGACCCUGAAACAGACACUGACACUGGAAGCUUCAGCCAACACACUGGUAACUCGACUGACGACAACUCACUCCAGCUCGAAUCCCCUUUUCUCGAUGACAAUGCUGUCAGUGCUGACGAUGAUGGAGUGAAGAAGAGUCAUGAAGGAAGGGACUACGAUGACAAAGAGGGACACCUGGUCUAUCACGUUGGUCUUGUGAUGAAAGGAAGAUAUGAGAUAAUACUUACUCUAGGUGAAGGAGCCUUUGGAAAAGUGGUGGAGUGUAUUGAUAGAGACAAACAGGAGCAUGUGGCUGUGAAGAUUGUGAGGAACAUUGAGUGUUUCCGUGAAGUUGCCAAGUCUGAGAUCGCAGUGCUGGAAGAGAUCAACAGCCUGGAUGAUGACAACAGAUUUGCCUGCGUACGGAUGUUGGACUGGUUCGACCAUGAGGGUCACAUCUGCAUCGUGAUGGAGCUGCUCGGCAUCAGCACCUUCGAGUUCCUCAGACAGAACCACUUCCUGCCAUUCAACGUGGAGCAGAUCAGGCACAUGGCCUUCCAGCUCUUCAGAGCCGUCUGCUUCCUGCAUCGUAACAAGCUGACCCACACGGACCUGAAGCCAGAGAACAUCCUGUUUGUCUGCUCCGACUAUGACCUGGAGUACAACAACGAGACGAAGUCUAAGAAGAAAAAACCAAGGAGUCUGGAUGUGAAGGUGGUGGAUUUUGGCACUGCAACAUUUGAUCAUGAACACCAUGAAUCCCUGGUGUCAACACGCCACUACCGAGCUCCAGAGGUCAUACUGGAUUUGGGCUGGAACCAGUCGUGUGACGUUUGGAGUCUGGGCUGCGUUCUGAUGGAGUUUUACUUGGGACGCACACUCUUCCCGACUCACGACAGUAAAGAACAUCUGGCCAUGAUGGAGAAGACUCUGGGGCCGAUUCCCCCUCAUCUGCUGAAAAAGACCAGAAAGCAGCAUUACGUGCACAACGAGCGUCUGAACUGGGAUGAGCAGAGCUCCUCUAAUGAUAACAUCAGGGCAAACUGUCAACCUCUCCAGCAGCACAUGCUCAGGUGCAGCGAGGACGAAAGGCAGUUGUUCGACCUGCUCGGCUGCAUGUUGGAGUACGACGUCUACAGACGGAUCACCCUGGAGGAGGCGCUGUGGCACCCGUUCUUUAGCCCGCUGAGGGCGCAGAAGCAGCGCAGCUAACACACACAUGCACACACACACACACACACACACACACAACAUACAGUAUACCUCAGACUGUAAUGUAACUGUUUGGGUUUGUAGUUCUGCGUUGAUGAGUUGGAUGAUUUUGUGUUUUAUACA
Epinephelus fuscoguttatus (brown-marbled grouper) is the source of this 1711-nucleotide messenger RNA. Its product is annotated as dual specificity protein kinase CLK4-like. The transcript is spliced from 14 exons. The record is from RefSeq and is a predicted model, not a curated record. Gene Ontology annotation, cellular component: nucleus. Gene Ontology annotation, biological process: protein phosphorylation; regulation of RNA splicing. Lineage: Eukaryota; Metazoa; Chordata; Actinopteri; Perciformes; Serranidae. Gene Ontology annotation, molecular function: protein tyrosine kinase activity; ATP binding. Bases 353 to 1588 code for a protein of 411 amino acids.